CCUUGAGGCUCCAGGGCCGGAAGUUCCGGGUGAAGUUCCGGGUAGAGUUCCGGGUGCCAACGAGUCUUCUGACUGGAGAAAUGGCCACUCUCUGUCUCUUCGACGUGGAUGGGACCCUCACUGCCCCGCGGCAGAAAAUUACCAAAGAAAUGGAUGACUUUCUACAAAAAUUGAGGCAGAAGACCAGAAUUGGAGUGGUAGGUGGGUCAGAUUUUGAGAAACUGCAGGAGCAACUGGGAACUGAUGUGGUUGAGAAAUACGAUUAUGUGUUUCCAGAGAAUGGCUUGGUAGCGUACAAAGAUGGGACGCUAUUGUGUAAACAGAACAUUCAAGGUCAUCUGGGGGAGGAUGUGAUCCAAGACCUGAUCAACUACUGUCUGAGCUACAUUGCAAAAAUCAGACUCCCUAAGAAAAGGGGCACUUUCAUUGAAUUCCGAAAUGGCAUGUUGAAUGUGUCCCCUAUUGGAAGAAGCUGCAGCCAAGAAGAACGAAUUGAAUUCUAUGAACUCGAUAAAAAAGAACAUAUACGACAAAAAUUCGUAGCAGACCUGAGGAAGGAAUUUGCAGGGAAAGGCCUCACAUUCUCCAUAGGUGGCCAGAUCAGCUUCGAUGUCUUUCCUGAAGGAUGGGACAAGCGGUAUUGCCUGAGACACCUGGAACAUGCUGGCUAUAAGACCAUUUAUUUCUUUGGAGACAAGACUAUGCCAGGUGGCAAUGACCAUGAGAUCUUCACAGACCCCAGGACCGUGGGCUACACAGUGAUGGCACCCGAAGACACAUGCAGGAUCUGUGAGGAGCUCUUCCCUUAACGCCAGAGGAAUGCAGUCCUGGCCAACAACACUGAAAGGGGCAUCCAACGAUGAAAAAGAAACAAGCCGUCCAGAGUUCCCAUCUGGGGUAGAACUGAAGACUUCUGUGAUGUGCUCCCAGUCUGCAGGCUGUGGUGGAGGCUGGGGCAUGAAGUACCGCCACAGUUCUGCCAAAGGGUUAAUGUUUCUAUUUUCAAGCCAGCUUCCCUCCUCAGUGUGGCCUGCCUGAGAGAGAGCUGGCCAACUGACCACCGAUCCCACACUUUGCACCUCCAUUGGCCUGGCCAUCUCUGUGUGCUGCAUCUUAAAGCCAGACUGCUCUCCUGUCAGCCCAGGAGGGGACGACAGGGGACCCAGCAGAGCACGCUGGGCCCCCACUCGACUGACCUCUGUAACAGACCCAGUUCCUGAGGCCACAGCAGCAGGAGCUCUCUCCAGCCUUUUCUCAGAGUGCACUUGCCUCCUCCUGACCCUCAGGGACGUCCUGGCGCCUAGGAAACUAACGGUUCUGCACCUGGCUGCUCCUCUGGAGCUGCUGCCGCCCUUCCCUGCCCCCAGGCACCAUGUGUUCCCACUGCCCUACGGUUGGCUGCCCACACUGCCACCUGCUGCUGGCCCUUUCACCUCUGUCCACCCCUGCAGGAGAGUGCCCGGACCUCGUCCUGUGGCAUCCUCGGAUCUUACGGCAGCACUGUGAAACACGCUGAAGGGAUGGCACUGUUCCUCGACUCCCAGUCUGAUCACUUUAGCCCUCGGGGUCAAGUGGGUGUGCACCCCGGGUCUGGAGAGUUUGGGUUCUGAGAGCUUCUUCCCCGCUCUGCUCUAGUGAUGCUGGAGCCCUUAGCUGUCCUGGCUGUAGCAGCUCUCAGCAGCCCAGAGGCUGUGUUCUGCCUGCAGGUCUGGCGCCUCCCACUGUGCCAGGUGGACUCCAGGCCUUGCCAGUCCCUACAGCAGCUGUCACAGACCCCUCUCCCACUGCCGUCCUUCAACUCUCCACCUAAUAAAGGGCCUCUGCUCUCCCGGCAUUGCAUGAGCGUGGCUAAAUCAUA
This is a messenger RNA of Apodemus sylvaticus (European woodmouse), 1858 nucleotides long. RefSeq names its product phosphomannomutase 2 (gene Pmm2). Gene Ontology annotation, cellular component: cytosol. Gene Ontology annotation, biological process: mannose metabolic process; protein N-linked glycosylation; GDP-mannose biosynthetic process. The record is from RefSeq and is a predicted model, not a curated record. The transcript has 9 exons. Bases 81 to 809 code for a protein of 242 amino acids. Gene Ontology annotation, molecular function: phosphomannomutase activity. Lineage: Eukaryota; Metazoa; Chordata; Mammalia; Rodentia; Muridae.